Eimeria maxima is the source of this 654-nucleotide messenger RNA. RefSeq names its product Flagellar associated protein, related. The transcript has 6 exons. The record is from RefSeq and is a predicted model, not a curated record. NCBI's taxonomy places the organism in Eukaryota, Apicomplexa, Conoidasida, Eucoccidiorida, Eimeriidae. The coding region runs from base 1 to 654 and encodes 217 amino acids.
AUGCACAUUGCCCGGAUUGCUGCAGCUCCAGGAUUCCUUUCUCUCUACUUCAAUAAGACAUCGCUUCUCCUGUGCCGUACGAGUUCCAGUCGUGGGAUUUUCUCGAGUCCUUCAUUACCAAUGGCAUCGCAAGAUGGCGACAGCGAUCCCGGAAGCACCGUUUCCGUUGGCCUGGAACCUUUCUGCUUCAGGCAGUUCGAUGACCCCAAGUAUCCAGGAACAAGGAUUCCGUUGGACAAGGAUUCAUUUAUGAAGAAGGUGAGCUCGCGGCAGGACAGGUACACGGGAUACUUGGCUCGAAGGCCAGAGGAACUUCCGGUCUUAUCGCGGUGGUUACCGGCCUCGCUUGUUCAGCACCAACUUGUCCGUGCUAAGUACCUGGACUUAAUUCUGUAUUCGCGCGAGCAGAUUGCGAAGGAAAAUGCUGCAAUGUCGAAGAACGAAGAGGUGAUAGAUACAUCGCAACCUGAAUGGUUCAUAGUGGCGAUUAAGGCGCAAAAUGAACCUUUUGAGCUUCCGAUGAAUCCUAUAACGAUUAUGAGGAAUGCGCUUAUAGAGGAAGGAGGGAGUGGAGUGUCGGUAAACCGUGAAGCCUAUGGACGUUCAGUGGAAUAUUGGAGCAAGCAUGUGGUGGUUCAAGAUGACAAUGAGUGA